CUAUAUAGCACAUGGCCAGCAGCCUCCUGCUACAAUAUUUACAUCCUAUUCCAUUGAGAUGGCACUGUCUGCUCACAUGACCCAAAUGCAGUUCUCACUCCGCCACGAGCACAGCCGAAUCCAAACUGCAUUGGCAGCUCUGCACAUGCUCCAUCUGGCUCUAUGAAGCCUCACUCACCCAUUGAGAUUUCUGUUGGUUUAAAGCAACAUUCCAGCUGCUGAAGCUCUGUGACCUGCAGUGAUUUCCCAGCCAAGAUCCAAGAGCCCCGAUGCUUUUUGCCAUUCUGAUGGUGAAUGAUGAGACAGGCAACCAUGGAUUUCAGCACCCCAUCUGUGUUUGAUCAACAAAAAGGUGACUCAUCUGAGGAAGUUGACCUGACCAUGGUUUAUCAGGCAGCAUCUAAUGGAGAUGUCAAUGCUCUGACUGCAGUGAUUCGGGAAGACCCUUCAAUCCUAGAAUGCUGUGACAGCGAAGGGUGCACACCCUUGAUGCAUGCGGUUUCUGGACGUCAAGUGGACACAGUGAAGCUGCUAUUGAAGAUGGGAGCCAAUAUCAACAUGCAGGACGCUUAUGGUCGCACAAGUUUAUGCCUGGCAACCUACCUGGGUUGGCUCGAAGGGUGUGUGAGUCUGCUCAGAAAUGGUGCCAAGCACAAUAUCCCUGAUAAAAAUGGUCGUCUGCCACUGCAUGCUUCUACUGCUGAGCCCGAUGUGAGGCUCCUAACAGUCCUGCUGCAACAGUCAAAUCUCAGCGAGAUUAAUCACCAGGACAAUGAGGGAAUGACACCACUCCACUGGGCAGCUUUCCACAACCAGCCUCAACACUCCCAAAUGCUGCUGAAGAAGGGGGCAGACCCCACCCUUGUGGAUAAAGACUUUAAAACGGCUCUCCACUGGGCAGUCCAGAGUGGAAAUAGAAUUCUGUGUUCCAUCAUCCUGAGCCACCACCAGGGUCCUUCCAUUAUCAACUAUGAUGACGAGAGCGGGAAGACAUGCGCGCAUAUCGCCGCAGCGGCGGGUUCCCACGACAUCAUUCACGAACUGGCCAGAGUCCCUGAGUGUAACCUACAGGCUCUGGAUGUGGAUGACAGGACUCCGCUGCACUGGGCUGCAGCUGCAGGGAAGGCAGAAUGUGUCCAGUCACUGCUAGAGUUGGGCAUGGAUAGCAACCUUCGAGACAUCAACGAGAGCACACCCCUGGCCUACGCCCUCUACUGUGGCCACACUGCCUGUGUCAAACUCCUCUCCCAAGAGAGCAGAUCAGAGCCUACUCGAUCCCUUCCUUCCCAAAACAGUAAACCCCAGAAGAAGGAGGGACGGUUCAGCAUGCUCAACCAAAUCUUCUGCAAAAAUAAGAAAGAAGAACAGAGAGCCUAUCAGAACCAUCACAGCAAGGACCGAUACAGGGGGGAGGACACCUCGGAAGUCGAUGACAUCAUCACCACCUUUGACAGCAUCGUGGAUACCAACUGCCAAGAACAGCCUGGUGACCAGGUGGCUAUGGUUGAAUUUAAGAAGAGGACCUCAGAAAAUUCAAAAUAUCUCUUACCAGAAAAGAAGCCCCUGUCCCGUAAGGGGCUUCCACCAAUCAGAACGCAGAGUCUCCCACCCAUCACCUUGGGCAAUAACUUCCUGACAGCCACCCAUGGGGCCACUUCCCAUGCUGGGCUGAGCUCUGGUCCUCAUCAGACGGCCCAGAGAUCUCAGAAAAGUAGAAGCGAGCAGGAUUUAUUAAAUAACAGAACUGGCUGCCAUACAUUGCUAGAGAACCCCUGGAGGGGUGAUUCUAGUCAGGUGUUCUCCUACAAAGCUUGGACUGUGUCUUCUUCUGAUAAGUUACCAGACAGAAUACUCACUGGCAGAUCUGGCCACCAAGAGUUCUCGGGGCCGCCACAUCUUCCUCAUCUACAUAAUCCUUCAUCAGGACAAAAUUUUCUGCAUCUCUCCCCAAACAGACCCAAAAUCAGGGAUCUUCCUUUCAUGCGGAACAACCUCGCUCCCCUACCAGACCAGAAAUUUCUUUCUGGAGAACCGCUACGCACAAACCGAGUGCUUCCUGCUAUCCCAAGCCAACGAGGACACGGCACUCCAGCCAAAGAGGGUGAAAAAUCUGCCAAUGCCGUCAAUGAUGAAACUUAACUGUGGGCUGCCGACUGCAGGGACAUAGAUUAGAUGUAUUUUCAGCUCUCAGAGGGUGAGAUUAUUCUAGUUUGUCAGAACAAAGACUAAUUUAGUAAGCUGCAUUCUAUAAGCCAUUCACAGUUUUGUAACUCAGAAUUCUUUAUUCCAAAUAAAGAUACUUCCCAAAUAAACACUGGGAAUUUUUUCAAGUGCAUAAAUUCUAAGUUUGUGAAUUUCUGUGACUUCCACAUGCCAAAAUGAAAAGUCAAAAUAUGUUAUUAGCGGGAAACUUAGCUAUGUUUGCUUUGCUUUGUGGCAUGUUUGCUGAUUUCUUUUGAAAGAUUUUGUUUUUAAAAAAAUUGUAUGCUUUGCUGAAUUAAAACACACACACCUUCUAGACUUGUUCUUCACACUUCUUGUAAUUCUACCUUUGACUGAUGUGACUUAAUUAAAAUAAAAGUAAUAAAUUCCUUAAUCAGUCACAGUUUAUGUCUUUAAAUGUGCAAUCUUCUGAAAAAUAUUUUUUAGCAUUGUCAGUUCUUGGCUCCAGGAGAGUUAAUGACUGCCCAACUGGCUUGACAACAACUUGUAUCUCUUCUUUGUUAUUUGAAUAUUUCCACCUAUUGUUUUCAGAUAUGAUUGAUUGCUCCAGUCAUGAGAAGAUCAUGGAAGAUGGAAAGAUCUACAUCCUGGCCUUACGGAACUGAGUAGGCAUUUCUUAUACUUUCCUCAAAUUCUCUAUAUACUUAAUAAUUCAUUUUUCUGUUUCAAAGUAAUAGUCUCUGCCUACUCAAGGCAUUCUUAAAUUUAUGACUUCUGAUCCUUUGGCUAGAGGUCUAUAGAUAUUUCAAGGAUUAGCAGCAUAAGAUGAUAGCCCCUCCAUGUUAUUUCCAAACCUGCAGAUUAUUUUGUAACUAUCUCAUGCAUAACAUUUAUUACUUGAUAUUAGUAUUUGUUUAGAGAGACCAGUUUCUACUAUUAAUUAGAUAGAAGCCUCCUUCCUGAAUUUAUUUAUUCAGCCUAUACAUCUAUACCAGUUGCUGUAGAGUCAUUUUUGACUUACAGCAACCCCAUGUACCCAGAGUAGAAUUGAUCCAUAAGGUUUUCCAU
This is a messenger RNA of Trichechus manatus latirostris (Florida manatee), 3231 nucleotides long. RefSeq names its product ankyrin repeat domain 55 (gene ANKRD55). The transcript is spliced from 12 exons. NCBI's taxonomy places the organism in Eukaryota, Metazoa, Chordata, Mammalia, Sirenia, Trichechidae. Gene Ontology annotation, molecular function: protein binding. Bases 295 to 2139 code for a protein of 614 amino acids. The record is from RefSeq and is a predicted model, not a curated record.